AUGCAGGCAAAAAUGGCUGGCUACAGGGACCUACAGAACGUACCAGUGGUUUCACUAGCCGCCAUUGUACUUGCAUUCUCCUACUUCAUCUUGCUUUCAUUCCAGCGUGGGAAGCUCCAGGCGCCCCUCGCCGCUGGACAUCUUAACCAAAAAGAACGCCAGAAGAAGUUCCUUGGAGACGCCAUGACUCUCAUUCAGGAUGGCUAUGCAAAGUUCAAGAACGGUCUUUCUAUGUACCGCUUGACCACAUCGGACGGAAGUGAGACGGUCAUUCUCAGCCCAAAGUACACCGCCGAGCUCAAAAACCUGGGAGACGAUGCACUUAGUUUCAACACUGCGGUGGAAAAAUCUCUUGCUGGCAGGUAUUGUGGCAUUGGCGACAAGGAUGUCCCUGUCGCUAUCCAUGUGAUCAAAGCGGACCUCACUCCCGGCCUCCCUCGCCUCAUGCCCGUGAUCUCCGAGGAAAUCGAUCUGGCGCUUAAGAGAGUCCUACCACCUUCUGAUGAUUGGACACCCGUUGUCGUUUACUCGAAGCUGCUGGACAUCGUCGCCCAAGUCUCCGCACGUGUAUUCGUCGGCGAACCACUCUGCCGCGACCCGCGCUGGCUGCAGCUCUCCAAGGACUACACCCUCAAGGCAUUCCAGGCUUCCCGCGCAAUCAAGCAAUGGAAGCCGUGGAUGCGGCCCCUGGUUCACAGAUUCGUUCCGGAAAUGCGCGAACUCUACAGGGUCAAGGCCGAAGCCAUCGAAUUCAUGAAGCCCGUGUCCCAGGGACGCCAGGAGGCCGAGACCAAGCGCGACGACUUCACCGAGUGGAUGAAGCAGAAGUCAAGCCCCGAAUUCGCCAAGGCAUACGAGGAGCAAGCCUAUGUUCAGAUACAGCUAGCAUUGGCCGCCAUCCACACGACCACCAUGAGCGUUACCCACAUGAUCUACGAUUUGGCGCAACACCCUGAGUGCGUGGAGCCGCUGCGCAAAGAGCUCGGUUCCGUUCUCGCCGAGACGGGCGGGUACCAGCGAGAGACCAUGGCCAAGCUCAAGAAGCUCGAUAGCUUUAUGAAAGAAUCUCAGCGUUGCAACCCGCCGGGACUUACUUCAUUCAAGCGAUACUGCAAACGCGACAUCACGCUUUCGGACGGCACCUUCCUGCCCCAAGGCACCAUCAUCGAGAUCGACAGCUCACAGGUGUAUUUCGACCCAGAGCACUUCCCGAAUCCCGAGACCUUCGACCCUUCCCGCUUCCUCCGCCUGCGCUCCGAGGGUGACAAGAACUCGCACCAGUUCGCCACCUCCAACGUCGACUACCUGCACUGGGGUCAGGGCCGCCACGCGUGCCCCGGCCGCUUUUUCGCCAGCAACGAGAUCAAGACCAUCCUCUCCAAGCUUCUGCUCAACUACGACUUCCAGCUCGCCGACAAGGAGGCAGGAAGGCCGAAGAACUUCGUUUUUGGAACUUCUAUUAACCCUAACCCCAUGGCUGAAGUGCUGAUUAGAAGUCGUGGGACCGAUUAG
Lasiodiplodia theobromae is the source of this 1512-nucleotide messenger RNA. Its product is annotated as Ent-kaurene oxidase. The transcript has a single exon. The coding region runs from base 1 to 1512 and encodes 503 amino acids. NCBI's taxonomy places the organism in Eukaryota, Fungi, Ascomycota, Dothideomycetes, Botryosphaeriales, Botryosphaeriaceae. The record is from RefSeq and is a predicted model, not a curated record. Gene Ontology annotation, molecular function: heme binding; monooxygenase activity; oxidoreductase activity, acting on paired donors, with incorporation or reduction of molecular oxygen.